CUCGGCCGCCGGAUACUUUGUAUCACUCUCGGUGACGUCACCCGGAGGGGGCGUGGCCGGGUAUAUAUAGGCUGUACCUGGCUCAGGUGUGAUCAGUAUCGGGAAGAGACAAUGGCUAAUUCUGGGCUGCAGAUCCUGGGCUUCCUGAUGGCCCUGCUGGGCUGGAUCGGGCUGAUCGCCGCCACCAUUAUGCCGCAGUGGAGGAUGUCCUCGUACGCCGGGGACUCCAUCAUCACCGCCAUAGCCAUCUACCAGGGGCUGUGGAUGUCGUGCGCCACCCAGAGUACGGGGCAGAUACAGUGCAAGGUGUAUGACUCUAUACUCAACCUGGACGCUGCUCUUCAGGCAACACGAGCACUCAUGGUUGUGUCUCUUGUGGUUGGAAUCUUUGGCAUUGCUAUUGCCUCUAUGGGUAUGAAGUGCACCAAGUGUGGAGGAGAUGACCCCGUAAGGAAGGCACGGAUUGCCAUGACCGGAGGCUUCGUCUUCCUGAUUGCCGGUUUGGCGGCCCUCAUUGCUUGCUCCUGGUACGGUAACCAGAUCAUCCGGGAUUUCUACAACCCACUUACACCAAUCAACACAAAGUAUGAGUUUGGUGCCGGUGUGUUUCUCGGUUGGGCUGGCUCUCUCCUGGUCAUCAUUGGCGGUUCGCUUUUGUGCUGCUCAUGUCCUCGCAAAAACAGUUCCUAUGCCAAAGGUUACCCCAAGAGUGGUGGAGCAAGAACCAAAACCAAAGCUGCCUCCAGCGGUGGCAAGGACUACGUCUGAUCAUGUGGCCUGUCCAUCUUGAGGUUCUGUUAUCCAUCGCACUUUGAUGUAAAUCUGAGCGGACAGCACAGGUGGCCCCAUGGUCAUAACAUCUGGUUCUGGGGAAGAACUUUACCCACAUGGGGUCUGGUGAGCCGGGCACAGAGGUGGCGACUGCUCUACAAGAACUGGUUUUUCCUCCUGUCAAAUUUUAUUUUUAAAAUAUUAUUUUUUUUUUCCAGUUUAACUUUAUUGUGUAAUGUGGGUGGGGGCAGAU
Messenger RNA from Hyla sarda, 1024 nucleotides. RefSeq names its product claudin 7 (gene CLDN7). The record is from RefSeq and is a predicted model, not a curated record. Gene Ontology annotation, cellular component: plasma membrane; bicellular tight junction. Lineage: Eukaryota; Metazoa; Chordata; Amphibia; Anura; Hylidae. The transcript has 4 exons. Gene Ontology annotation, biological process: bicellular tight junction assembly; cell adhesion. Bases 112 to 768 code for a protein of 218 amino acids. Gene Ontology annotation, molecular function: structural molecule activity.